This is a messenger RNA of Saccoglossus kowalevskii, 2420 nucleotides long. Its product is annotated as tenascin-N-like. Gene Ontology annotation, molecular function: protein binding. Lineage: Eukaryota; Metazoa; Hemichordata; Enteropneusta; Harrimaniidae. The record is from RefSeq and is a predicted model, not a curated record.
UCAGACAUGAACCUCCAGAUGGCUCUCCAGGCACAGCUAUCAUUGCUGUUGAUGGCACUCGCAGAGUUACAUUUACAGAUCUGGUACCUGGAAAGUUGUACACUAUCUAUAUCAAUACGCAAGGAUUUGACUUGGAAAAUUCAGCUCAACAAAGAACAAAACCAAAUGCUCCAGGUGACAUAAUGUUCACAGACAUGACACCAACCUCAAUAUCUUUCAUGUGGGAGGCAGCGUUGGGUGACUUUGAUUACUAUGAAAUCAGUUACAGUUUAGUCAAUGGGGUUAUGAUGGUUGCUGGCAAUGUAGAUGAAAACACUUUGUCAUAUACACUUGAGAAUCUCAAUACAGACACUGAGUAUACUGUGAGUGUAGUCACUGUUAUUGGUUCCGGAGAUGACAAGGAAAUGAGUGAAGUCUCUAUGGCAAAUAAUGUAACAGAUGCAAUACAACCUGAUGUCAUCCUGGUUUUGGAUGUUACAACUACAUCAAUCACUAUAGAAUGGGGAGAGACGGAAAUUCCUGGCGCUACUAACUAUGCAGCAUUGGCAACCCCUGUAUUAGGUGGAAACACUGCAACACAUGUUGUGGGCAUUGAAGAUAGUAAUCAACACACUUUCACAGGGUUAUUAGUUGGUACUCAGUACAGAAUAAAACUACAAAUUGUAGUCACUGAUAGUGAUGAUAGUGAAACCACAAUCAAUCAAUUUACCCGUCCCAAUGCACCAGGUAGUAUCACAGUUGGUACAGUGACACCCAAUGAAUUACCAGUUACUUGGAUUGCUGCUGCCGGUGACUAUGAUUUCAUAUACGAACUCAGCUAUGCUGCAAACGGUGGUGUACAAACAAUCGUUGACACUGUUGAUAAGUCGGUUACGUCCUAUGUAAUCGACGGUUUGCAACCCGAUACAUCUUAUGACGUCACCGUAAUUGCUAAAGUUGGUACUGGGGAUGAAGCAAUGUUGAGUGAUUCUAGCGUUGUUACUGCUUCAACAGCUGUUAUCCUACCUGGUCAGAUUAUUGUGACGUCUGUCUCAUUUGACGCUAUCGAUAUUAUAUGGGGUGGAUCAAACACUGCUAAUGGUUAUUUCCUGAGCUUAGAUCCACCAGAUGAUGAGAAUACAUACCCAGCCUUCUUACUCAACACAGGUACACAAUAUAGUUUCAGCGGAUUAGUCCCUGGUAAAUUGUAUACCAUAACCAUCACCUACUCCAAUACAGAGUUGGAUGAUGCAGUGGCACAAAUCAGAACAGUUCCCAAACCACCUGGUAUGAUAACCGUGGUAGACAGCCAGCCAACUGAAAUCUCUUUUAGUUGGUUGCCAGCUGAGGGUGAUUUUUCAAACUACCAGAUAUCCUACACUCCGGAUGGUGGGCUCAAAGUGUCUGAAGCCACAGUGGAAACUAGUGUCACGUCAUACACAAUUAGAGAAUUAAAUCCAAGUACUAUGUAUACACUAGAGAUUGUAACAUCCGUGGGAACUGGAACAGGUCUGACGACGAGCGCUCCAAGCACAGCAGAUGUAACCACGACGUCAAUACCCGAGGGGAAAAUUGAAGUUCGUACAGUGACAACUACAAGUAUUCGUAUUCUGUGGGGUGUUACAUCGCAACAAAACUAUGGUUAUUUAUUGGACUUGAAUCCUAGAGAUGGUGGAACAUAUCCUCUGGUUGAGUCUGACUCUAGUGAAUACACAUUCCUGAAUUUGAUUCCUGGAAGAGAGUAUACAAUAAAGCUAACCGUGAAUGGUUUACAAGAUGUUGGUGAUGAGAUCACACAAGCUACCAAGCCCAAUGCGCCUGUUGGUUUCAGUGUUGACAGCUACACUCCGACCACCAUUACUGUACAAUGGAGCACCCCUAAUGGGGAAGUGUCUGCUUAUAUAUUGUCUUACACUGAUCCAGAUGGUCAGCUUAAUACAGCUGGCACUAUGCCAACUGUUAUUACUGCUGGUGUCAUCGUUAUAGGUGAAGUGACAACCUCCUCUAUUAGCAUACUAUGGGGUGCAUCAACCAGUUCUACUGUUAGCGGAUAUCUACUAAGUAUAACUCCAUAUGAUGGCAGUGGUGUCAUGUUUCUGCCAACCAAUGUUAUUUCAUACACCUUUGGUGAUCUGGUUGCUGCUGUUAUUACUGCUGGUGUCAUCGUUAUAGGUGAAGUGACAACCUCCUCUAUUAGCAUACUAUGGGGUGCAUCAAACAGUUCUACUGUUAGCGGAUAUCUACUAAGUAUAACUCCAUAUGAUGGCAGUGGCGUCAUGUUUCUGCCAACUAAUGUUAUUUCAUACACCUUUGGUGAUCUGGUUGCUGGUAGAGAGUAUACGAUAACAUUACAGCUAGCAGGACCCAACACACAGACAGUGAUCUCGGUCAGAACAAGUAAGGAUUAUAUAAAAUUUAUAACGUUUACUGAUAAGUUAUAA